Sclerotinia sclerotiorum 1980 UF-70 is the source of this 915-nucleotide messenger RNA. RefSeq lists its product as hypothetical. NCBI's taxonomy places the organism in Eukaryota, Fungi, Ascomycota, Leotiomycetes, Helotiales, Sclerotiniaceae. Gene Ontology annotation, molecular function: peptidase activity. The transcript is spliced from 2 exons. Gene Ontology annotation, biological process: proteolysis. The coding region runs from base 1 to 915 and encodes 304 amino acids. The record is from RefSeq and is a predicted model, not a curated record.
AUGACCGAGGGUACUGCAGAGUUCAUAGUUUCAGGCCUUUCCGAGCCUUGCCAGACUUGGUACAAAAUUGUCGGUGACCUCAAUACAUCUAAAAUACCAUUAAUUGUAGUCCACGGAGGACCAGGAGCAUGCCAUGAGUAUCUGCUUCCAUUGGAAGACCUCGCAAAAUAUAUUCCUAUCAUCUUUUACGACCAAAUCGGCAAUGGGCUAUCGACUCAUCUACCAGACAAAGCUGGAGAUGAAGUAUUCUGGAGCGUCGCACUAUUCCAAAAUGAACUCGAUAAUCUCAUAAAUCAUCUAGGAUUAAAGGAUCGACCGAUUGAUGUCUGCGGACACUCAUGGGGUGGAAUGCUCGCAGCCGUAUGGGCAUCUGACCCAGCGAGAUCAAGAAACCUCCGACGCUUGAUUAUCUCAAGCAGUCUGGCUAGUAUGGAGGUAUGGAAGAUUGGUCUCAAUACACUCAGGAAAAAACUUCCGUUAGAAAUUCAAAAGGUGUUGGAUCAUGGAGAUGAAAGCAAGGAUUACGAGAGCCCGGAGUAUCAAGCUGCCAUGGAAGUCUUUUACCAGCGCCAUCUCAGUCUUGCUAGACCAUGGCCAGCACCCGAAGUUCAAGCUGUGCUGAACUGGUUCGCAAGGGAUGCGACUACGUAUGGUACUAUGUAUGGCCCUUGUGAGCUUGUCCCCAAUGGAAAUCUUCGCAACUGGACGUCGAUUCCGAAUUUGGGCAAAAUCAAGGCUCCGACGCUUUUGAUCAAUGGAACUGAGGAUGAAGCACAGGGUGUGGCAAUGCAACCAUUUUUCGAGCAUAUUGGGAAGGUUAAGUGGAUCGUUUUGGACAACGCCGCACAUUUUUGCCACGUUGAUCAACGAGAAAGGUUCAUGAAACAUUUGAAAUCAUUCCUAGUAGACGCUUAA